CAGUCUGAGAAAACGUCACCUUGGCAACCGGUCUCCAUCAGAUUCCUUCGAAUCAGAGACACAUGCACGCACACACACACACACACACACGCAUAUAUACAUACAUCCUGACAGGAGCACCUUAUACUACACAUCUGCUCCCUGACCAACCCCAGGUGAGAGGUUUUCUUCACGGUUUAGCUGUUCCGGAGACCAUGGUGCAGCUGGGGGCUAACCUGGCAGAGAAAGGUGACAAUGAACAAGGUCUGGAUGAGGACAAGGUACCAUUGAUAACACCUCUUGACGUUGACCAAUUGGAACAACCAUUUCCUGAAAAGUUGAUUGUAAAGACUCGGACAGAAUAUCAGCUGCAGCAGAAAAAAAAGAGGAAGAUCCAUGUGCCAGGGAUAAAACGACUGAACAUAAACCUGUAUGAUGAGGUCUCUGAAAAGGUCAAGCUGACUGGUCUGAUCCUGAUCACAAUGGUUUUUCUGGCUUGUCUUCUGAUGCUGGUGAUGUACAAGGCUCUGUGGUAUGAGCAGCUCACUUGUCCUGAAGGUUUCAUUUUCAAGCACAAGCAUUGCUCUCCUACAGAUCUGGAAAUGUAUUAUUCCCAGCAAGAAGCAGGACCACAUGGCACCCUUUACACAGCAAUCACACAGGCCAAGAAGACUCUUCCAGAAUUGCCUUCUCCCUGGUUGCCAGUCAUCAAUGCCCUAAAGGAGGCAGAGAAAGCCAAAAGAGAGUUGGGGGCAGCACAGCAAUGAGUUUAAUAUAGCUAAGGGAAGGGGAAAAUCUGUGAAAUCAAGGAAAAGUUAAGGGAGAUGGUUGGUUUUGGGAAGAGCAAGAAGUUUUCCCUAUCACCAUGCACUACUUUGCCUGAAACAUCUUCAUGUAAAAAAAAAAACUAGUCCCAGUUAGCAAGGUGUGUUGAAGAUGCAAUAAAGUUAAGGCACUUAAUGUUUUGCAGAAUCUUCUGUGGGGCAGGGUUUCCAUAAAAAUACCACUCAUUGUAACAGAGAGGGAGCUCAAGAGAACUGGACAAAAAAUAAAAAAGUGAAACACACAAAUAAUUUUACAAUGAUUAGAGAUACCAUGGACAAGUCAUAAAAAAA
This is a messenger RNA of Nanorana parkeri, 1094 nucleotides long. It is a transcript of the gene CALY, whose product is annotated as calcyon neuron specific vesicular protein. The record is from RefSeq and is a predicted model, not a curated record. The transcript has 5 exons. Bases 63 to 746 code for a protein of 227 amino acids. Gene Ontology annotation, cellular component: endosome; membrane. Gene Ontology annotation, biological process: G protein-coupled dopamine receptor signaling pathway; clathrin coat assembly; endosomal transport. Gene Ontology annotation, molecular function: clathrin light chain binding. Lineage: Eukaryota; Metazoa; Chordata; Amphibia; Anura; Dicroglossidae.